Molecule: messenger RNA, 738 nt
Organism: Penicillium soppii
Lineage: Eukaryota; Fungi; Ascomycota; Eurotiomycetes; Eurotiales; Aspergillaceae
Exons: 2
Coding region: 1-738 (245 amino acids)
Source: RefSeq, a predicted model, not a curated record
AUGCACCAUCCCCUCCGCGUCGGCGUCCUCCUCGUGGGAACCGCUCAACUCCUCGACCUUGCAGCCGUCGACCUCCUAUACAUGACAACACCCGAGUACCUCAACGAAUGCUCACUCCCAAAGCCCCUACUAGACAUGGGCCGGCCCUGUGAAAUCCACUACAUAGGACACGGCGGCGCAGAUACGCUAGUCGAGACAACAGCGCGAAUGUCCAUCCGACUAACAGACUCACUCGUCGACUCCGCCGUCGCACCGGGCAAGCUCGACGUCGUGGUGAUACCUGGGCCAUCGCCCAAAGCCGGGCCCCCAGAAGACGCAUACCUUGAUUUUGUGCGCAGCCAUAAUGCAGCGGGGACUACGAUUCUGAGUAUUUGCACCGGCGCUUUCGUGAUUGGGUACGCAGGGAUAGGAAAGGGGCGGAGGGUUACGGCGCCGAGGCUGCUGGUUCCUGAGAUGAAGAGGUUGUUCCCGGAGGCGGAGUGGGAUGAUUCGGUGCGUGUGGCUAGAGAUGGGAAUUUAUGGACUAGUGGUGGGAUCACGAACGGUCACGAUCUUGUUGCUGGGUAUCUUCGUGAGAACUACCCUGCUGCGCUUGUGAAUACGAUCCUCGCCACUGCGGAUAUCCCUCCUCGUCCGGCGGCUUAUGGUAGUACUACGACGAGUGACUUUGCUUAUGUGCUGUGGCAGGUUGUUAGGGCUGUUCCGAAUAUGUUAUUCCGACUGGUUCGGGGCAAAUGA